CCGGACCGGAAGCCGCUGUGCGUGGUGCUCACUUCCCCAGCCCAGCGACCCCGGCCCCGCCCCGGUUGCCCCAGCGACGAGGGGUCGCUGUGCGGCGGCUGGAUCAUGGCGUCUGUGGGGACGACUCCCGGGGGGACGGCCCCCGCGGGGAUGACUCCGGCGGGAACCACGCCCGAGUCCGAGAAAGAUACUGAAUUCCAGGAGCAUGAAAAGAUUCUGUGUCCAGAUUUUCUUUCAGUUGCCCAGAUCACCGAAAUGCUAGUAGAGGAUGUAGAUGGAGUUCAACAGAAACUGGAAAAGUUUUUGAAUUUCAGAAGUCUUCAAACUUGUUUAAAGGAAGCCAGUCUACUAGAUUAUUAUGUAUCUGGAUUUUUGUGGGCAAGAGGAAUGGACUUUUCUAUUACUCAAUAUUCAAAAUUUAUGACUUUACUGGAUAUGUUACUUCAUAAUCUUAGAACACUGCAUAUGUCCUUAGAAGACAGCAUAAAAUGGCUCAGAGAAGUUAUGGCUGAAAUAGGACCAUCCCAUUCACAAAAAAAUGAGGAAUGGAAUAUCUUUGAUGUAAAACAAGCCAAUGCUAUUGUUGAUUACUUGAAAAUCAGCUUAUUUCAACACUACAAGCUAUAUGAGUUUCUGUUCUUCUCUGCCAGGGAAGAAAUUGUGAUAGGAACUGAGGGGUUGAAUCAAGAACAAGGCCCUGAAGAGUCCCAGCCAGAAGUGGACACUUCAGAGACUGAUCCAUUAGUUGGUUUCACCAUUGAAGAUAUAAAAUUGGUGCUGGGUCAAGUCACAGAUGACAUUUUAAUCAGCAUUCAGACCAAGAUAAACGAAAAGCUGCAAAUACAGGAAGAGGCCUUUAAUGCACGAAUAGAAAAAUUGAAAAAGGCCUGAGGGCUCCAAACAAGGAGAGUGAUGCUAAACUUCACAGAAACAAACAAAACCAGCCAGAAUAAUAGACUCUCUAGAGCACCAGAUCGCCUUCAUUUAGCUGGGAGAGGAAAACCAAGCCCCAAUUUUUAUUAUCCUAACUAAUUAGAAAAGUAUUGGCCCCAAUUUUGCUACCGCCUGUCCCAUAACAGCCUCUGAAUUUAUUACACUGUGUGUAAUAAGAAUAUUUUGUAUAUAAGAGUUUGGAGAAUUAUAUAUAAAAAUACAAUUACUUUUACAAUACUCCUUUGACAUUUUGACUAGUAAAUGUUAAUCAUCUUCAAGGCGAAUGAAGUCAACUUUUUAAAAUAAAGAAAAAAAAUAAUAAUUUUAUCCAUACUGACCCAAAUGAACUGCCACAUUGCUGAAGCUUUGUGAACAUAGACCACCACCGCACUGCUGAGGAUAAAACUUGCUAAACAACAGCAAUUCAAAUGCAUAUACUAGGGGCUUUUUUCCUCCUUAAAUCAGUUGGUUUUCUUACUUAAAUGUUUCAGUGUGAAACCAAUUUUCUGAAAUUAUAUAAUGCAGUUUGAAGCAUUUUAAUUUAUUCUGUACUGUAUUUGUUAUUUCUAAUCUUGUUACUCUCCCAGGAGAAUACAUGACCUAUAUAAAAAGAAGCAAUGUAUAAAUGGUUAUUAAAGACCAACCUAUAUAUAGAUUGUAAAAAUCUUAAAUACAAAUCAAACUCACAGAGCUCUUAAAAUUAACCAUUAUAUUGCAGUAGAAUGAUUGAAAACAUCUCAAGCCUUUAAAUACCUUUAUUAAAAUAUAAUUUCAAAAGAAAAUAUCCAUUUGCUGACUGAUUGUCCCUAGUUGGACAAACUAAAUUAACUACUACCUCGGCCCUUUCCCAAUAUCUGAGACUCCCGAGUAUUCUAGAGUGUAGAGCCUUGCUAGGAGGGGACCAUUCCUCCAAGAAGUUUCCAGUUUAUACUGGAACCAGAUGUACUUGCAUCUGGGUGGCACUUGGUCGAAUAUGUUCUGUCCGUGCUUUGGCCUUGUGCUAUAACCUUACCUGCUUACUCUAUUUGUACCAAAGGGAUUUGCCCGAAAUGUAUUCAUCUGGGGCUGAGACAGAUCUGGCAGCAUUUGAUAUUUUUUUAACUACACUGAUCAUCAAAAUAAGAGAAGUCCUUAAGAUGAAACCGUGUUUACUGUUCAUGAAGUUCCAAGUCUGGAAGGCCGGGAGAUGUGCCGAGAUGUUUCUUCCUUGAGCUGUCCUUCCUAACUGAAAAUGCUGAUGGCCAUAGGAGAUCACUAGGAGGGCUCACAAGUCUUGAUUUCGCCAAGCAGUCUUUUUCCAGAGAAAAUAGAGGUGAAACUAGAGAAACCACAAAUGGGGAAUAAAGGAGCUUCUUGAAAUCACCAACUUCAAAUGCAAUCGUUGGCACAGAGUGGACCUCCGUUUCUAAUAAAGAGUUCUUAUUUUGAGCAAGGGUAGCAAGAUUUCAAAACUGAAUAAAAAAUAGCAGUAAGAUCCCUAAAAACUACACAAAGACAAUAUCCUAUAAGCAUGCCGAAAGCCUGCCUCUGGAGUAAGACUCCCAAGGUGUGAUGGUAGGGUAGCUUCACCUGACUUUUGUGUGACUUUGGAUAGGCUGUUCACCCUCUAAUUGCUCAUCUAUUAAUUGAGGAUAAUACUUAUGUUUGAGGUAGUUAUAAGAACUCAAUAAAUUCGUUUUAAAGGAUGUUUGUUCUAAAGUUUGGUUUCUGUUUACCUCCUAGGAUAACCCAAAAACCACUGCCCAGCCCUAAUACCCACUGUCCAGUUAUUGGAUCAGCCUCUUU
This is a messenger RNA of Kogia breviceps (pygmy sperm whale), 2718 nucleotides long. It is a transcript of the gene CABCOCO1, whose product is annotated as ciliary associated calcium binding coiled-coil 1. The record is from RefSeq and is a predicted model, not a curated record. NCBI's taxonomy places the organism in Eukaryota, Metazoa, Chordata, Mammalia, Artiodactyla, Physeteridae.